Messenger RNA from Helianthus annuus (common sunflower), 828 nucleotides. Its product is annotated as non-specific lipid-transfer protein-like protein At2g13820. The record is from RefSeq and is a predicted model, not a curated record. Lineage: Eukaryota; Viridiplantae; Streptophyta; Magnoliopsida; Asterales; Asteraceae. Bases 71 to 766 code for a protein of 231 amino acids. The transcript has 3 exons.
UCCACCACCGUUACCCGCCUAUCACCGUCACCACCUUAAACCGCAAACCCAUCUUUCGCGGCACUAAAACAUGGCUUUUCGGUGCUUAGUUUUGGCGUUGGUCGUAGCACUAUGUUUAGAGGUUGCACCGGUCUACUCUCAAAUCACUACCCCAUGCUCACCUACUAUGAUCACUAGCUUUACACCAUGUUUAAAUUUCUUAACCAAUAGCACUACCAAUGGAUCCACAACACCAACUUCCGACUGUUGCAAUUCACUCAAGACCCUCACUAGUCGCGGUACUGAUUGCCUCUGUCUCAUUGUUACUGGGAGUGUGCCCUUCCAAAUCCCCAUAAACCGGACCCUAGCCAUUUCUCUACCACGCGCUUGUAACAUGCCCGGCGUGCCUCUUCAGUGUAAAGCUCCAGCAGGCUCCCCUAUUCCAGCACCAGGUCCAGCUGCAUUAGGCCCUGCUAUGUCACCUGGAAGUUCAUCCACGGUCCCAGAGGCGUCGUCGCCAAACACAACACCUGAAUCAAACAUAACGCCCGCCUUGUCACCACCAGCACCUGAAUCUGAUACAACACCCACCUUAACCCCACCAUCUACCGAUGGAGGCUCUGGAGUUCUGACCCCACCAUCUACCGAUGGGGCUUCUGGAGUACCGACCACUGAUGCAGGCAGUCGUCCCUCCCUAACUCCAGCGUCCGUUGCUUCCACUUAUGCAAAUUCACCAUUUAGUCUUAUUGCGUCUGGAAUUAUGCUCAUUUGGUAUUUCUUGUUUUAGAAAUUUCUUUUUAUGUCAAUAUUUAUAUUGUUUGUCUUGUUAUUGUAUUUUGAUUUUGUUUA